Mauremys mutica (yellowpond turtle) is the source of this 1135-nucleotide messenger RNA. RefSeq names its product histone H2B 8. Gene Ontology annotation, molecular function: protein heterodimerization activity; structural constituent of chromatin; DNA binding. The record is from RefSeq and is a predicted model, not a curated record. NCBI's taxonomy places the organism in Eukaryota, Metazoa, Chordata, Testudines, Geoemydidae. The coding region runs from base 32 to 412 and encodes 126 amino acids. The transcript has a single exon. Gene Ontology annotation, cellular component: nucleosome.
GUUGUGUUGGAGGGUAUACUUAGCUGUUAAAAUGCCUGAGCCGGCGAAAUCUGCUCCUGCUCCUAAGAAGGGGUCUAAGAAGGCAGUGACCAAGACCCAGAAGAAGGGAGAUAAAAAACGUAGAAAAACUAGGAAGGAAAGUUAUUCAAUUUACGUGUACAAAGUAUUGAAGCAAGUUCAUCCGGAUACCGGCAUUUCUUCUAAGGCCAUGGGGAUCAUGAACUCUUUUGUAAAUGACAUUUUCGAACGUAUUGCUGGGGAAGCGUCUCGUCUGGCGCAUUACAACAAGCGUUCGACCAUCACUUCCCGGGAGAUCCAGACCGCUGUGCGCCUGCUUCUGCCAGGGGAGUUGGCCAAACACGCUGUGUCUGAGGGCACCAAGGCCGUCACCAAGUACACCAGCUCUAAGUAAAGAUCAAUGGAAAGAAUGCUAACAUCUGUAACCCAAAGGCUCUUUUCAGAGCCGCCCACUUUUUCUGUAAAAGAGCUUUAGCACUAAACCAUGCAUGGUGUCCUUUUAACACAGUACUCUAUUCUGCAUUGUUAGUAUCGGUGUUUAUUAUUGAUGCUGAAAAUAAAUUGUGCAAUAACUCCAGUUUAAAAAUGUAUUUGCCUUAUGGAGGAACCAAAACCCACAUGAAUACAAGAAAUAAAAUUGAAAUUUACUGUAUACGAAUACUCAAAUGAUGAAAGUAAAAAAAUAUAUCAUUUGUUAUUGCUUUCUCUUAUCCUCCAGUUGAGGGUGUGCAUUCAGUAUCCAUAUAAAUGCUCCUUACUAUUUUUCUGUCGGUUUUGCGUUGAUUAACACAAAGUUUGCCUGACAAGACUGUCCGUAGAUGAAAGUUAACUCAAAACUUUUGUUGAACUGUGGCACUUGAAAUACCUUUUUUAACUAACAAGGUUUGCAUCAGUAACAAAGAAAUUCUUUAAUCCAAUACAGUAAACCUAAGAAACGUCUUGGUUCUAGGAUGCAUUUGUGUUGUGAACUAAGAAAAAUACGAGGAAACAAUUUAUGGAAGUAUUAUAAAUUAAUCCAGGUACAUUCUUCAUUUGUUCUUAAUCUACACGUUAAAUGUAAAAAGAAGAAUUGGUGGGUUCUGGAUUAGAUACCCAAUCAAUUUCAGGGGAAAGGAGU